Molecule: messenger RNA, 1530 nt
Organism: Fusarium venenatum
Lineage: Eukaryota; Fungi; Ascomycota; Sordariomycetes; Hypocreales; Nectriaceae
Source: RefSeq, a predicted model, not a curated record
AUGGCUCUAAAGCAAAAUGGCGGAGCUCAUUUGAGCAGCGACAUCAAUUUUAUCCAGACUCCCAGAGCGCCCGCUGAUACCCUCUCAACGGGUAGAAACCCAGGUUACCCCUCCAUAAAAAACGCUCCUCUCCCUGCUGAUGGUCCCGGAUACGAACAAUGGUCCAAUAUCUUCCUCGCCACUGCUCUCGUUGGCAUUCCCCAAUGGCUGUCAUGGAAACUGGGCGGCGGCUUCAAAACGGCUCUUUUCCUCUCAAUAUUCACAACUAUUCCCAUUUUAGUUGUGAUCUGGAAAUUUAUGUCUAGCUACAGUCCCCGUAUCAAUCAUGAAGUCACAUUACCCGGCCGCCCUGUGGAAUUCUACCUUACCUUCAAGAGCGAUUCACAUCGCGCGCGAUGGACAGGGAGGCAUAAGAUACCAAUGGCAACAUUUUUCGAAUUAUAUUUCACAGGCCAAGUAGAUCUCAAUGGUGAUGCGCUGGAGGUGUUUGAGUAUCGACAUGAUUGGGCAACAUUCAAUUUUACUAGCGAAACAUUUCGGUACAUCUUGUUUACUUUCUUCCCCGACGUUGUCCUUCACCUUCGCUCACAGGACGAAGAGCAGGUGCGUACAAAUUAUGAUAGCGGAAAUGACCACUACGCUUGGUUUCUGGGCCCUCGUAUGAUCUAUACUUCUGGUAUCAUCUCAGACCCUACUCGGGAGGAAACUUUGGAGGAGAUGCAAGAUAAUAAGCUUGCUAUAGUGUGCGAAAAGAUCGACCUGAAAGAAGGGGAUACACUUCUCGAUAUCGGUUGCGGCUGGGGUACCUUGGCCAAAUUUGCCAGCCUAAACUACGGUGCCAAUGUCACAGGCGUGACCCUCGCUCGCAAUCAAGUGGAUUGGGGAAACGACGGGCUUCGAAAAGCCGGUGUGCCGGAUGAGCAGAGCAAGCUUCUAUGCUGUGACUAUCGUGACAUUCCCGAAGAGCAGAAAUUCAACAAGAUCACACAGUUAGAGAUGGCUGAGCAUGUGGGCGUUCAACGCCUGACAGGCUUCUUUCGACAAUGCUACGAGAUGCUUGAGAACGAUGGAGUUAUGUAUGUUCAGGUGUCUGGUUUGCGAAAGGCGUGGCAGUAUGAAGACUUUAUUUGGGGGCUGUUUCUCAACCAGUAUAUCUUCCCGGGAGCUGAUGCAUCUACGCCAUUGUCAUAUUAUGUGGGAUGCCUUGAGAGCGCUGGUUUUGAGGUCAAAAGUGUCGAUACUGUUGGCGUUCACUAUUCUGGCACACUUUGGCGAUGGUACAGAAACUGGCUGGGUAACGCCGACAAGGUGGAGGCCAAGUAUGGAAAGCGCUGGUUCCGCAUCUGGGAAAUAUUUCUGGCUUAUUCCACCAUUGCUGCCCGUCAAGGCUCGGCUACAUGCUUUCAGAUUGUUGUGGUGAAGAAUCUCAACUCGACUCAUCGCAUUAAUGGUGUUUGCUCUCAAUAUGGACUUCAUGGUGCUCUUGAGGCAGCACGGGCUGCUGGAAAGGCUAGCCUACACAAGUCAUGA